Molecule: messenger RNA, 1530 nt
Organism: Trematosphaeria pertusa
Lineage: Eukaryota; Fungi; Ascomycota; Dothideomycetes; Pleosporales; Trematosphaeriaceae
Exons: 3
Coding region: 182-1069 (295 amino acids)
Source: RefSeq, a predicted model, not a curated record
UCCUAGAAGGAGCUUCCCCGCAACACGAACCUCACCCUCGCCCAUGUUUGCGCCCCUCCACCCCACCACUCCGGCUAUACGUUCUUAAUGUCGAUAUCCUGCCGACGAGGCUUCCAUUCGCUCGAUAUUCGUUUCGGGUGUAUUGCUAUCUUAAGCUGGAGUUGAGGUGUCAAGGGUCACGAUGGGCUGCUGUUUCUCCCGCGAGACCGACUCAGACAGCGGGUCGCCAUACCCAGCCGUCGUAGACGCCCAAACCCAAGCUCCAGAUUCCUCCUCCCGCAACAUCACCGCAUCCUCGCCACCUCAUCCUGGCUCAAUAGCCUCUCCGCGCGGCUCGCAUGCCUCCCGAUCACACCCACAAGUCGAGCGCCGGCCCAAUCAUCCUCUCAAACCUAUCGAUCCUAAUGAUCGUUCCAAGCUCCCGAAUACCCUCGCCUCCCCCACGGUCGGCAGCCACAGAAACCAUGUCACACCGCUAACAGACUCGAUACACGGGCAAUGGACGCGGUCAAGGCUAGAGAAGGAGCGUAAUGACUGGUGGGAUACACGAACGACGGGCUCGCCUGAGAUAUGGAGUGCGCUGCGCAUAAUGGUGGAGAGCCUGCAGAAGGGAGAUUUAGGGGAGGCGCAGGCGCUGCUCGAUGCGACGGAGUGUACGUGCCCGAAUGGGCAGCUGUGGAAGGGGAUAUUCGAUGCGCAUGGCGAGUGGUAUCGCGUCCCAGAGUGGAUCGUCAUAGAGCCCGAUGGGCUGGUAGAAGAUGAAGACGGGGGCAUGGGGAUAGAUGGUGCGAAUGAGGAUAAGGAGCUUGAGGUGGAGAGCUUGGGCGAGCCGGUUAAGGUGAAGUGUCGGCUGAGCUCGAAUGCGCAGGAUGUAGUGGUGGGGAUACGGAAAGGGGAAAGGGUGGGGAGGCUUGUUAACCAGCUUAAGGCUAAGGCCAAGCUCAAUCCCUUCGCUACCGUCCGAAUUGUUUACGCCGGAAAGAUCUACGACGAGAACCAAACGCUCGAAUCGAACCCGAUGUGGAGCUACGAGAGCAAGCACGUGCUUAUUGCCAUGGUGUUUGAGUAACUGCCCUCGGCAACCGCUCCCAAUAUUCUCCCAAAUACCUUCAUAUACAUCAUUGUAAAUGUUAUGGUCAACGUAUACGGACAGAGGAGGCCGGCUGAUGACGCCAGACCUUCCGAUAGCGAUAUAUUUCGAACGUACUGGAAGAUGUUGCUCAUAGAAUUGAGCCGGGACGACGUUUGCGCUCUGAAAAGGCUUUGAGAUACCCCCUUUUCCAUCUGUUCUCUUCGGGAUCACGAAGGAUGCGAGGAGACAUAGGAGUUUGUUACGUUGUAUUCAGUCGCUGCUUAUAAGGGCUUAGCAUAGCAUCGCACAUGGUAUGGGAGCUUUCAACGGCAUCCUCCUCGACCGUAGAGUAAUUUGUAAUCCUUCCCGUUCAUUUUCUAAUUUCUCUCGAGAGGGGAUGGAUGUCGUCCCCCUAAUAUGCUUGACACGUGCCCACGACGACUAUGGGAACAUCGCAG